Messenger RNA from Cucurbita pepo subsp. pepo (vegetable marrow), 1572 nucleotides. RefSeq names its product glutamate NMDA receptor subunit epsilon-1, putative (DUF3598). The record is from RefSeq and is a predicted model, not a curated record. NCBI's taxonomy places the organism in Eukaryota, Viridiplantae, Streptophyta, Magnoliopsida, Cucurbitales, Cucurbitaceae. Gene Ontology annotation, biological process: chloroplast fission.
UGGGGAUAAGGUAUUAUUGAUCCACAAAAUCGUUCUUCAAGCUUUUGGAAAAUCCGGCGGCGAUAUCUCUCUGCUUCUGCUUCAAUGGCGUCCAUUUGCCGUUCAAUUUCGCCUCCUCUUUUAUCUAAACCCACAACAAUCUCCAGAUUCCGAGCUCUCCAUGCGUUCCUUCCCAAUUCAUCGCAGCAUUCAAGUUCUAUGCUCUCAUUUCGAAGCUGCAGAACUCGAGCCACCAGCUCAACCCCGUCCGCCGUCGGAGAUGCUCGGGAACCUAUCGACGACUCGAUGAGCAUCGAUAAUCUUCACCGCUUCGUCGAGCUCAACUCCGGGAAGUGGAACGGUUCUUUCUUUCAAUUUGACGCUCGAGGGAGUUUGCUGCAUAAAAUAAGUACGAAGCUAGCCGCGAGCUCUUAUGGAGAGGAUGAACUUAUGAGUCUCACUCAAACACUAUACAUUAAACUGCCAUCAAGCUUUUCACUUUCUGGUGAUGAGGAUGAGCCAGAGUGGGGAGAGUACAAAAUUAAAGAAACCAACAUGUUCACUGUGGACAAAUAUCAGCAGAUUAGCUUUUUCCCCAAUGAGAAAGCAUAUUCACUAAGGUACCAGACGGCUGGGAUGUUGGACACUGUGUUGAGGCAAGGGGUGUUGGGUGAGGAUGAUACUGGUGAAGAAUUUCCCAAAAACCUCAAGCUUCCUUCUCGCCGGCCUUCCAUUGUAUGCGAGAAUUGCCUGUAUAUUCCAGACAAAGAUCUGAGGGCAAGAGCUUUUCAUGUAAUGGACCCAAGAGGAACUAUAGAAAUGCUUCUCAUCUUUCUUGAGGAAAGGGCUGAUGGGAAAAAUUUUCAUCCUCCGCUUAACUCAAAUUUAGUAAAUGAUGAGGAAAACAGGCUUCUCCCCUUUCUUGGUGACUGGAAAGGGCAUUCUAGAACAAAAAGAAGUGGUGUUUAUGGAGCAACGAUUGCGGAAGCUGAUACUCUGUCAUCCCUUCAAAUAGAUGACGCUGGUCGGAUUAUCCAGGAUUUAACAACAACAUCAAUGAAUGGAGAUGUCACCACAAACGUGCACUGGACCGGUACUAAAUCAGACAACUUGGUAACAUUUGACGGCGGGUACCAGAUUACAUUAUUGCCAGGUGGAAUGUAUAUGGGAUGUCCGUGUGAUGUAGCCAAAAGUGUAGCAGAAAGUAAGUCAUUCCACUUGGAGUUCUGUUGGCUUGAAGCUCCAGGCAGAAGACAGAGGCUCGUUCGUACUUACGAUGUAGAAGGUUUGGCCGUCUCAUCAACCUAUUUUUCUGAGAUCAAACUGUGAGUGUUUCUUCCAUCCACUACCCCUAUACUAGAAAGAACGAAUCCUAAAACUGUCCUCAAGCUUAGAUUCGAAACCAAGUCGAGUCGAGAUUUUUGGUUAUCGACAUUAUGAUUCAUGUCCUGUUAUCUAUGAGUGUUAACAAUUCCCACAAAAGAUUAAUUAUACCAACAUCUUACCUCUAUGAUCUAUCAGCUUAUUCUUUGGGUCGGGUCGAGUCUAGCUGUACUUUUGCAUAGUAUCAAAUCAAAAUUUCUUCGAUUCAAA